Eimeria necatrix is the source of this 2109-nucleotide messenger RNA. RefSeq lists its product as hypothetical. The transcript has a single exon. NCBI's taxonomy places the organism in Eukaryota, Apicomplexa, Conoidasida, Eucoccidiorida, Eimeriidae. Bases 1 to 2109 code for a protein of 702 amino acids. The record is from RefSeq and is a predicted model, not a curated record.
AUGAACUGGCAGCCAACUGCCCGCUCUAGGGACGAUCUGUCGUCUUUUGGCAUCACGAAUCAGAAGACGAAAGCGGUUACCUUUUCACAGCAAACCCUCCAUGGCACUACCGAUGGGCUGAUUCGUGUCCAUUGCGUCUCCCAGGGGAGGCUGCGUUCAUCUGCUUGGUCCCGUGUUCUCAGUAUAGUAUUUGCCUCUGUAGCAGCAGCGUACUUCUUGGUUAUUUGUUUUCACUUGAUAAGGGCUGGGCGGCGGUCAGUGUCGUCUACUCGGUUUCUUGCGGACCACCGUGAGGUAUCAUGUGAUUUGGAUGGUGGCCUAAGGGAGACUGACGCAGAGGACAAUGACACGGACGACGACACAACACCCGAGGAAACCUCGGGACAGAGUGCGCAGGAGCCUUUAGAGGAAGGGGUUGCUCUCCCGUCUCAACACUUCCAGGGGUUUCGCUCGCUUGCCACAACGGGACACGAAGAAGAAACAGAUGCCGAGGAAGAAAUCGCAGAGAAGGCAUAUGGGACCAGCAUGAGCCUGUGGUCUCAAGAGCGUGAGGUGUACAAAGACGAUCAGUGGGAAGGCCGUAACCUACCGGGACCGGUAAAACAACGUCUACUGACCAUGCUUUCGAGAAUGGCGAGAGCUUCAAAUCUGUGCAGGUCAUUACUACCAAUGCUAACGUGCACACAACGCCUGCAAGUGACUUACCUUGUCAUGCGACUGAUAGCACUGGAUUUGGGAGCCAUUUCGUUAGUGAGAGAGGACAUGGAGCCUGCACGGCAAAGCGUGGGGGACUCUCUCAUCAGUUUGGGUCUUGAAUGUCUUGGAAGCAGCGGCAGCGAAGCAGAGCAUGAAGGACAGCGCGCGUCACUUCGCGGACUGAUGGGUUUAGUUCAUAAGCUCAAAGAGCGACGGCGUGUUGUCAACGAGUAUAACCCUAGAAAGUACAGAAAGAAGAUGCUGAGCAUAAUGGGUACUGCUGGCUUGAUACUGAAGAACUGUUUAGGCGUACUGGAAGGGCUGCUACGCUCAUAUUAUGCCGAAGCUUCAUUGCUGCUGCCAGAAGCUGUUGUUAAGCAGCAAUUCAAUGUUCUAAAGGCACUUUACCGUGUACAUGCCGAGCACAUCGCCAGGGAUGGGCCACUGUGCGGGCACAUUCUAAAAUGCCAGGAACAAACUGGAAUGCAUACACUUAUCGGUAGCCAUAACAGAGGCAUGUUGGAAGUUGCUAUUCCCAAGCUAGUUGAUUUACAGAAACAAAUAAAAGGAGCAGUACGUAGAGCAGGCGGCCUUCUGCCACUUCAGAAUCCAGGUUCUCUAGGGCAUCCCAGUGCUAGCAUCGUGUUCGCGGGAGACAGUGAACCGAAAAAGAUUAAUCCUGAAGAACCGCAUGCAAUGUUGGGUCAACAAAUGCUGCACAAAGGAUUUGCCGAAGAGCCCGGACGAGCUUUCAACUCAGCAGCCUUUUCAUCCAGCGAAUACAUGCACGGAGGCACGGCAUUCCCUCCUCCUGCAGUUCCACAGUGGUCACCUGGCCAGCCGUCUCACCAAGGCGCCGAACCAGAUGCGCAGCCUCUACCGAAACUUGAAAGCCGCCCUCUAGACCAUCAACCAGAUUGGGUCUUGUCAAGGACUCUUGGGCACUCACCAAGCUCUGGGACGUCUUGGCUUGACGCAGUACACCAACCGUCGCAAAGUCCAGAGCGCCAAAUUGCUUGGGAGUCAUCUUCCACAGGCAGUUCCUUCCUCCCUUUAGCUCCUCAGUCUGCUGAAGCGGGGUUUGCUGUGGGCCCGAUCAAGCAGCCCGCGCCCGCUGGACGCGAUAGUGAACGUUUUUUGGGGCGCACUAUGCAGCUGCUACAACGGACUCGAGUUGAGUCAUCUGCCAGGCUUCAGUCGCCAGGCUUCAGUCGCCAGCUGCAGGCCCUCACACAAGCGAGUACAGCCUCUUUGGGCAAGGGGGAGUUCCUCCGUGGUUGCCCUUAUCAAAGCCAUCAACGUCCUCUUUUGACAGGCCUGAUACUGCAGGCAGUGGUUUAUAGGGCGCUCAAGAGAAAAGGGACGCGUAGGUCUAGCCUGUACAACCGAAAAGAUGCACGCAGCAGCCGUUAG